Corticium candelabrum is the source of this 2250-nucleotide messenger RNA. RefSeq lists its product as uncharacterized. The transcript has a single exon. Lineage: Eukaryota; Metazoa; Porifera; Homoscleromorpha; Homosclerophorida; Plakinidae. Gene Ontology annotation, molecular function: nucleic acid binding. Bases 559 to 1902 code for a protein of 447 amino acids. The record is from RefSeq and is a predicted model, not a curated record.
ACGGGUUUGGGGGAGUAACUUGGGAGUGGCUGAGGAAACCCUGCACCUUGUAAGGACCAUAUGCAAUGUUGUUGCAACAAUCAAUUAUAGAUCCAGUUAGCCUCAGUUUACUAUCCCCUCCAGGUAAACUAACACAGGUACUAGAUAAGUAAGUGUUCCCUGUACGUACCCACAACAUCCAAAUCUUUUAGCUACAGUAGCUUGGCUACAAGAAGUUCUUCAGUAGAUCUAUGUGGUGUGCAACUUGGGAGGGCCUGCCUAAUUAGCGGACAUCUGUCCUUUGCAGCUGUGUAAAAACAAUUGCAACGCAUUUUCUUUUACGCGGCUGGUUGGAACUCAAUAAGCCCCAUAACUGUUACAGUCCAAGUUCUAACUUAGUAGUCUGCAGUCAAUCAGAACUCAGAUGCAUUUUCAGAAGCAAAAUGAUAACAGUAUCCAAACCGGAAACAGACUGUGUAGUGCAGGUGACGUAACAAGUUUAUAGCAGUCACCAGAGAUUCCAUUUGGAGGUCCCACGCAUUGCCUAUAAAAAACCCAGCAAUUUCUAUCUAUUUUCCAAUGGCAACACAAUCAGGAAGACAUAUAAGAAGUAUAGAAAAGUCAAUUGUGCUUUCCGUGAGAGAUUUCUUUGUGAAAGAAAAGGAGGAUGGCCCCAUCCUUCUGGACAAACCGAUCCAGAGAGUAGCAGAAGCAACAGGGAUGCACCAGAGAACAAUCUACAGAAUCUGCAGAGAACAUAGAGAUAAGGAACAUAUUGAAAGUCCAAGGAAGAGAGGGAGAAAAGAACACAGUGGACCAGUUAGAGAGUACACAGACAAUUUUCAAGAGGCUGUAAUCAGGAGAAGAAUUCAUAAAUUCUACACUGACAAAGUCUUCCCCACAUUAACACUACUCCAUGCUGCUCUAGUAGAAGAAGAGGAGUUUCCAUAUUCAAGGGCAAGUUUGCAUAGGAUCAUUAGCAGAAUGGGCUUUCGACAUAAAACUAUGAACAGAAAAAAAUGUUUAUACGAACAGCACCGCAUUGUGGCCUCACGAGCCCAAUACCUGAAAGAAAUCAAACGAUUUCGAUCAGAAGGUAGGCCUAUUAUCUACCUUGAUGAAACAUGGCUAAAUCAGCACCAUACAGUGACAAAAUGCUGGACAGACUAUGACGGGAAAGGUGGCCUCAAGAUUCCUAGUGGUAAAGGAAAACGACUCAUAAUCCUUCAUGCAGGUUGUGAGCAAGGGUGGAUUGAUGGAGCUGAACUGAUUUUUGUUGGCAAAAGAGACUCAGGCGAUUAUCACAACGAAAUGAAUAUUUUACAUUUCAUGGAGUGGUUUAGAGAGAAGCUGUUACCAAACUGUCCACCUCGAUCUGUGAUUGUGUUGGAUAAUGCCAAGUACCACAACGCAGUUGUUGAAAAAAUACCAACCAAGUCAAGCAGAAAACAGGAUAUGUUAGACUGGCUUGCAAAGCAUAAAAUUCGUCAUGAAAAGAAGAUGUUAAAAGCUGAACUAUAUUUCUUAAUUUGGGCAACCAAUCCUGUUUCUGUAUACCAAACAGACGUCUUUGCACAAGAAAAGGGACACUGCUGUUUGCGUCUCCCUGUUGGUCACUGUGAACUAAAUCCUAUAGAGCUCGCAUGGGCACAAGUCAAAGGUUAUGCAGCUAGAAAGAAUACAGGGAUCAGUGGUUUUACUAUGGAGAACAUCUUGCAACUUGCCAGAGAAGGAAUGCUGGAAGUCACACCAGAUCGAUGGGCUGGCUGUGUGGAACAUGUACGAGAAAAGGUGGAGAAACACUAUUGGGAAGUAGACGGACUGAGGGACGACCUAGUUGAGCGAAUGGUAAUAGAAGUAGGCCAUGGCGACACCUCGAGCUCUGAGUCUGAAGUAACUGUUAGCGAUACAGAAAGUGACUAACUGUUGACCUUUGGUAUUGUACAGGGUGUAGCAACAGCAGGUAGCUAAUUUAUAUGUCCAUUAGAGUAUCAACUUCAGUCUCAAUUACAGUCUUUAUCUUAAAGAGUUGAAACUAAUUUGGCAAGCUAUGCAUUUAGAGAACGUUGAUUGACAUAACUCCACCCUCUAUCUCAUUAUAUUUCUAAAGUGUGCUGUAUCUCCUCUCUAAUACACCCUAUCAACAACACGUUGCCAUAAUUGAAUAAAGGGAAUCAAGAGCUAUGCAAUGAUGCCCGUAUCAAUCCCGUAUCUUCCAAAGUGGCCCCUCAGCUGCCCAUUUUCGGUUGUGACUUUAAUGCUGGGACAGAC